This is a messenger RNA of Emericellopsis atlantica, 1243 nucleotides long. RefSeq names its product alanine dehydrogenase. Gene Ontology annotation, molecular function: saccharopine dehydrogenase (NAD+, L-lysine-forming) activity. Bases 77 to 1189 code for a protein of 370 amino acids. The transcript is spliced from 4 exons. The record is from RefSeq and is a predicted model, not a curated record. Lineage: Eukaryota; Fungi; Ascomycota; Sordariomycetes; Hypocreales; Bionectriaceae. Gene Ontology annotation, cellular component: cytoplasm.
GCGCAUCAACAAUACAAAUCUUCGCCAUCGACAGCUGCCCAUUUUUGCACGUCUAAACACAACCAAUUCGCCCACCAUGCCUACCGUCAUUCACCACAGAGUCGACACCAAGCCUUUUGAGCGCCGCACGUCGCUCUCGCCUGCCUCAGCCAAGGCCCUCCUCGAUGCUGGCUACAUUGUCCGCGUGGAGCGAUCCCCCGACCGUAUCUACAGGGAUGAGGAAUACGAGAAGGUUGGCGCUGAGCUGGUGCCCGCCGGAUCAUGGCGCGACGCUCCCAAGGAGGAUGUCAUCUUGGGGUUGAAGGAGCUCCCCGAAGACGACAGGCCAUUGGAGCAUGCCCACAUCUCGUUCCAGCACGCGUUCAAGAAGCAGGACGGAUGGGAGGCUAACCUCUCCCGCUUUGCUCGCGGCGGCGGCAAGCUUUACGACCUCGAAUUCCUCACGGAAGAAAAUGGACGCCGCGUCGCCGCCUUUGGCUACUGGGCAGGUUACGCCGGGACGGCCAUCGCCCUACUCGCUUGGGCGCACCAGAUCCUCCACCCCGGCGAGGCUCUUGGGCCUGUGCCAACAUACGACUCUGCCACUGCGCUCGCUGAUCAAAUCAAGGCGAACUUGGAACCCGCUGUCGCGGCCAACGGUGGCAAGUUUCCUCGCGGCAUUGUCAUUGGUGCCUUGGGACGGUGCGGCAAGGGAGCCACUGACAUGUUCCGCACCGCGGGCAUCCCCGAGGACUCGAUCCUCAAGUGGGACAUGGAGGAGACCAAGAAGGGGGGCCCCUUCCAAGAAAUUGUGGAAUCCGACAUCUUCAUCAACUGCGUGUACCUUGGUCCCCACAAGAUCCCGCCGUUUGUAACCUUCGAGACCCUCAACAAAGCCGACCGCCGCCUGCGCAUCAUCUGCGACGUCAGCUGCGACCCCAACAGCGAGAACAACCCCAUUCCCAUCUACACCACGUGGUCGACGUUCGACAAGCCAACUGUACCCACAUCCAAGGAGAUUCCCGAGGGUCCAGAGCUGAGGAUCAUCUCCAUCGAUCACCUGCCAACCCUGGUGGCGCGCGAGUCGAGUGAUGAGUUCUCUUCGCUCCUGCUGCCCAGCCUUUUGACCUUGGACAAGAGAGAUACCGACGGUGUCUGGAAGCGCGCGGAAAAGAUCUUCGACGAGAAGAUUGCCGAGUUGCCUCAAUAAAUGCACUCUCUUGGUCCGCAUCAAUGAAUAAAAAGGGCUUACAACACCAUGGUG